GACGCCCCCCUCCCCGGAACGUGGCAUUGUGUAAUCACGUGACCCGUACGGGGCGUGCGGGAGGGGAGGUGGGCCGUUGAGGAGGAAUAGUGGGGGGGAGGGGGGCUGCGUACGCGACGGAGCGGGGUGCGAAGAUGGCGGACGAGGAGGCUGAGCAGGACAACAGUAGUCUCGGCGUUGGUGGCGAGAGCGGCCUCCUGGAUAUGCAGCGCUUGAAGGAGCGGCUGCUGGCGCUAGAGACCGGGCUGAAGGACAGCAACGAGCCGGCCGUGGAAGCAGCCACCGAGUACUGUCAGCAGCUCUGCCAGACUCUUUUUGAGUAUGCAGAAAAGUGGAAAACAUCUGAGGAUCCCUUACCCUUGCUGGAGGUAUACACAGAGGCUAUCCACAGUUAUGUGAAAGCACGACCUUACCUUACCUCAGAGUGUGAAAAUGUAGCCUUUGUGAUUGAACGCUUAGCUCUAAGCUGUAUUGAACUUCUGCUGUGCCUGCCUCUUGAGCUACCUGAAAAUCAAUGGAAAGAAUUUCAUUCCUUUAUUCAGAUGGCACAUGCAAAGUUGAUGGAAACUGGCUGCUGUCAACUACAGUUUUUAGCUCUUCUUGCCCAAGAGAAUGGGACAUGGAAGAAUCCAGUCCUUUGCAGUAUUCUUUCCCAAGAACCACUGAAUCAGGAUAAGGUGAAUGAAUUUUUAGCCUUUGAAGGCCCCAUGCUACUGGAUAUGCGCAUUAAACAUCUGAUGAAGUCAAAGCAAUUAACUCAAGCAACUGCCCUAGCAAAACUGUGCUCUGAUCAUCCAGAAAUCAGCACCAAAGGCAAUUUUAAACAAACCUAUCUAGUCUGUCUUUGUUCCGGAUCACCAAACGAAAAGUUAAUGCAGGAGAUUGCAGACAUCGACUGCAAAGAUGCUUUAGAAAUGAUCUGUAAUCUGGAAUCUGAAGGAGAUGAAAAGAGUGCUCUAAUUUUAUGUGCAGCGUUUUUAUCUCGCCAACUGCAACAAGGAGAGAUGUACUGUGCAUGGGAACUGACUCUCUUCUGGAGUAAACUACAACAAAGGGUAGAACCUUCUGUACAAAUAUAUCUGGAGAGAUGUCGUCAACUGUCUGUGUUAACAAAGACAGUAUACCACAUUUUCUUCCUUAUUAAAGUAAUCAAUUCCGAGAUUGAUGCUGCUGGACUUGCAACAUGCAUUGAAUUGUGUGUGAAAGCAUUGCGUUUGGAAGCUAGCGAGAAUACAGAAGUCAAAAUUUCAAUUUGCAAGACUAUAUCUUGCUUAUUGCCUGAUGACUUGGAAGUUAAACGUGCUUGUCAGCUGAGUGAAUUUCUCCUUGAACCUACUGUGGAUGCAUAUUAUGCUGUUGAAAUGCUGUAUAAUCAGCCUGACCAGAAAUAUGAUGAAGAAAGCCUUCCAAUACCAAAUUCAUUACGCUGUGAGCUCUUACUUGUAUUAAAAACUCAGUGGCCUUUUGACCCAGAAUUUUGGGACUGGAAAAUGCUAAAACGUCAAUGUCUUGCAUUAAUGGGAGAGGAAGCAUCAAUUGUAUCUUCAAUAGAUGAACUGAAUGACAGUGAAAUGCAUGAAAAGGUAGAGGAAUGCCAAGAUGAGAACAAAGAAACUUCAGUGAAUGGACUUUCUGGAUGCUUUGAUGAAGCUACAAACUUACUUAGAGGCAUUAGAGAUAAAAAGCAGAAAAACAGAGAAAUAAAAAAGCUGAGAGAGCGGGGAUUCAUAUCAGCUAGAUUCAGGAACUGGCAAGCCUACAUGCAAUAUUGUGUGUUAUGUGACAAGGAAUUCCUUGGACAUAGAAUAGUUAGGCAUGCACAGAAACACUAUAAAGAUGGAGUGUACAGUUGCCCAAUAUGUGCACAAAAUUUUAAUUCUAAAGAAACUUUUGUUCCUCAUGUAACACUACAUGUUAAGAAGUCCAGUAAAGAGAGACUGGCUGCAAUGAAACCACUGCGAAAAUUAGGAAGACCACCAAAAACAGCUACCACUGGCAUUAAUAGAAAAAACAAUGCUGUCGUUAAGCAGGAACAACGGCACAUAAAAAAGAAUCGUCUUUAUGCAGCAGAUUUCAUUGUUUUUAACGAUAAUGAUGGUUCUGAUGAUGAAAAUUAUGAAAAAGAUAAGCCUUACAUUCCAGAUGUAAUGCCAGUUCAAAAGCCGCUGCCUGUCAAUGAGUUUACCUGCCCCGUGACCUUGUGUAAGAAAGGCUUUAAAUACUUUAAAAAUUUGAUUGCACACGCAAAAGGUCAUAAAGACAAUGAGGAAGCUAAACGCUUCCUUGAAAUGCAAAGCAAAAAAGUAAUUUGCCAGUACUGUAGACGACAUUUUGUAAGCGUUACCCACCUCAACGAUCACUUACAAAUGCACUGUGGCAGCAAACCCUAUAUCUGCAUACAGAUGAAAUGUAAGGCUAGUUUUAACAGCUAUGCUGAACUACUGAGUCAUAGAAAAGAGCAUCCAGUCUUCAGGGCAAGGUGCAUGUUUCCUAAAUGUGGAAGAGUGUUUUCAGAAGCAUAUUUGCUAUAUGAUCAUGAAGCACAGCACUAUAACACCUACACCUGCAAAAUUGCAGGCUGUGGAAAAGUUUACCGUUCUCAGAAUGAAUUAGAAAAACAUAUUGAAGAUCACACUAAACAGUCUGAAAAAAUCUUGCAGUCUGAUAGUGAGAGUAAUUUUUCUCAUCCUUUAGAAGCCAAUGAGAAUGCUGAAGAAAUCCACCCAAAAGAUGUAUUGGUGCCACCAUCUGAUGAUAGCAUAAAUAACUGUGGCAAAGCAGAAGACUAUGUUGCAGAUCGGGUCAAAGAUGAAUUGCUCAACCCUGAGAGACUAUCUACUGCACUAGAGGAAACUAACUCUAUCUCCCUUGAAAACAUGGAGCAACCUAUAUCUGCUCCCUCCAAGGCAGAAUCGGCAAUAGUAGCCAGCAGUGUGUUGAUGCCUCUUCUUGGCCAAAAAAUACGAGAGAACAUGGCAAGAAAGGGAAAAUUGCCUACUUUGUGCCCUAAAACUGAUAUUGAGGCACCUGUACUCGAGCAGUUGUGCUCAGCAGAUACUUGUAGUGAUCUUGCAGUUUUUCAGGACGAAAAAGUGGAUGACUGUAUCAACCAAUCUCAGACAAUUUCCAUGAAUUCAGUUAAACUUGAAUCUGAAGUCCUUGAAACAAAAAAUUUAGAAAACCAGAUACGCCAUGUGCCCUUCGCCAUGCAAAAUCAAGUAGGGUAUCAACAUUUACUCUCUCCAAAACUUGAAGAGAGCAUUAGGACUGCUACUAAUCUCUAUAACCUGCCUCUGAAGACACUAGAAGGAAUUACACUUACGCCAGCCCAGCCUAGCCUAGCUGGGAGCCCAGCUCCUUUUGUUCCAAUCAUACCACUGGCAGCUCCAGUUCAAAAGUUCACUUGCCAAGUUGAGGGAUGUACUAGAAUCUACAACUCUGCCCAGAGCAUUGGCAAACAUAUGAAGACAGCACAUCCUGAUCAAUAUGCUGCAUUUAAAAUGCAGCGCAAGAAUAAGAAAAGUCGCAAAACAUGCAGUUUGCAAAAUCUGCCAAAUGAUAGCAAGAUAGUUUUUUUGCCAUCAGAAGCAUCCACUCCCACUAGUGAUGUUUUUCCUCAAGAAGCCAAAAUAAACUUAAAUUCCAGUUGUACAAGCCAGCUUCAGCAACUGUCUAAUGCUCUUUUCCCAACAAGACUGGAAAAUCUGACUAAUUCAUUAUUGCCUACUGUGGAAAAUGUUCUAAGUGCAGGUCUAUCUUCUCAUAUUAAAAGUGAACCAGAGAAUACAUUAGGCUCUCACAUGGGGACUCUAUCUAGUGCAACUUUACCUUCGCAACUGGAUGAUUUGGAAAAACCAGCUAUGCCCUUAAACAUUGACAGUGGUUCAGAUCCAUUUCUUCCUUUGCCGGCAGAAAAUGGUCCAAUUUCUCUCUUUCCUUCCCCAGCAGAUAAUGGUCCAAGUUCUGUCUUCUCACAAAUAGAGAGCAAUACUAAUCACUUUUCCUCCCAACUUGAAGGAAAUGCUAAUUCUGCUUUCCCAAAAGAAGAAAGUGUUGAUGUUCUGUUUCCUUCACAAGUGAAUGACAAUUUUGGUGAAACCACUCCACAGCUCCUGAUAUCAAAAAGGACAAAAAAAGAUCGUAGGCAAGCUCCAGAAGGGAAAGACAGGAAGCCAAAGCAUAAUAAGCGGGCAAAAUGGCCAGCAAUUAUCAGGGAUGGCAAGUUUAUUUGUAGUAGAUGUUACAGGGUAUUUUCCAAUCCCAGAUCACUUGGUGGUCACUUAUCUAAACGGUCCUACUGUAAACCCCUAGAUGAAUCAGAAAUUUCUCCAGAAGCUCUGCAGCUUAAUGGACAAUCCUCUCUUCUUGCCAGUAUGAUUCUUUCUUCAAAUGCUUUAAGCUUACAGCAGCAACAGGAAUCGGCUUUUAAUCCAGAGACAUGUUUUAAAGAGCCAUCAUUCCUGCAGCUGCUUGCAACUGAGAAUCGUUCAGCUGCUUUUUUACAGAACUUGUUUCCACGGACCAGUAUAAGUAACUUCAGUGCAAGUGAGAAUGAGGAAGGAAAUGAAAUUAUCAAACAGGCCUUGGAAACUGCAGGCAUUCCAAGUACGUUUGAUUCUACAGAAAUAUUACCACAUAUAGUUACAUCAAGUUGUAUCACUGGUACGACCCAAAUAAAUGCAACAGUUCUGCCUAAUCCAGGUGUGUCACCUUUGUUACCAACAGUCUGCAACCCAACUACCUUGCUAACAGACCAAAAUAGAACAUUUAACACCAAAAUUUCCUCAUUAGAUGAAUGCAACAGUUUGCCAGUAUUUUCAGAUGAUUUAAUACUUAAGACUAUUGAAAAUGGCUUAUGUUCAAACUUGCUUCCUAAUUCUGCUUCCACAGUACAUAGUUUUGGAAGUAAUACUUCACGUGUUUCAGUCAUAAGUAGCAUCAAACGUUCAGAAUCGUGUCGUUUAAAUAAAAAAGGGACCAGUGGUUCAAAGAAAAAGAAAAAAACAGCUCCUUCUUUAGUUGUGCCCAACAAUUCACAGAAAUUAAUAGUUAAUGAUUUAACAGCAUUGGGACUUCUAGCCAGAAACAUUGAAGGAAAUGUGCAAAUGUCCACAGAAGACUUUCAGUCAAAUGUAUUAGCCAACUGUGAAUCUCCAGUGUUAAUAGAAAAAUUUACACAGAAACUGAAUAAUGUAGACAAUGAAUUAACUGCCAGUGUCCAAGACAGCUUCAAAACCAAUCAUAAAACUGAUGCAGACAUAGCUGCUUUAUCAGUGAAAACUGAAAAUGGUGACUCACAGAUCACUCUUGCUUCCUGCAUUCAAGAACACUCUGAAUUAGAGGUUUCAGAAGAUAAUGUCAUUGAAAACUUUGAGAAGAGUCUUGAAAUAAUUAAGACAGCUAUGAACUCCCAGAUGACUGAAGUAAAAACUGAAAUCCAGGAGGUGCCAAUUGAGCCAUUCCAGAGUCCACAAAUCAGUGCUGCUGAGCCUGCUUCAGAAAACCCUUUACAAAAUGUAAAACUGUCUGAUCCUACUCGGCUCAUAGUACAUACACAGAAUGAAACUCCUGCCAAAAGUAACCCUUCUCAGUCUGAAACCGCUCACAAAGAUGAUAUGCAGAUUAUGGAAAUUUUAGAAGGUUUGAAAAAACUGAAAUUAGAAAGUGAAACGUCUAGUAAAGUAUUAGAUGGCAUAAUUCAUUGUCUUCCAGCUGAAGCAUUACUUCCACGGAUUCAUGUUCCUGUUGCAGCAACUGAGAGCACAUCUAUGGUUCAGCCAUCUUCAGAAACACAUACUCCAUUUGUUGAAAAAGCCCAUAAGCCUUUUAUGUGCCAGGCCCCUGGCUGCAACUAUAGUGCUAUGACAAAGGAUGCAUUAUUUAAACACUACAGCAAAAUACAUCAAUACACUCCAGAAAUGAUACUGGAAAUCAAGAAACACCAGUUGAAGUAUGCCCCUUUUAAAUGUGUUGUAGCUACCUGUCCAAAAACAUUUACAAGAAAUUCUAAUCUCCGGGCUCACUGUCAGCUGGUACAUCACUUUACAACAGAGGAAAUGGUGAAAUUAAAACUAAAAAGACCCUAUGGAAGAAGAUCUCAAAGCAAAACUGCAGGCUCAUUACCAAGACCGAUUGAGCUAAGAAGUAUCCCACGCAUGUUAAUGGAAAGCAAAAAUGAAUCACGGUUGACUGAACAACUUGAAGUAAAGAGAGAAAUAAGCAUAGAACCUACGAACGUUCUAGAAAGAGUGAUGCCGGAAAGUGCCAAUAACAUUCCUGAAAAAUUAGAAAAGCCCCCUGAAAUAGUUCAGAUUCCUCUAGAACUUCCUAAUAUAACUACACUUAAUAAUGUGCAAGUACAAUCAAAAGUACGCAAGAUUAGAAGGCACAGAAAAGAAAAAGAAGAAAGAAAACACAAAAAAACAGUACGCAAAACCCUGGAAUUCCCUACUAGUUAUAGUCCCUACAGACCUUACCGAUGUGUGCAUCAAGGUUGCUUUGCAGCAUUUACAAUACAACAGAAUUUGAUUCUUCAUUAUCAGGCUGUGCAUAAAUCUGAUCUGCCAUCAUUUCCUGUGGAGGCAGAAGAAGAAAGUGAGCCAAAUAAGGAAGAUGACUGUAGUAAAGAAGAGAAUUGUGAUGAAACAGAAACUAGUAUAACUGUAAAAGAAUUUCGGUGUGAGGUAAGAAAUUGCUCUAGGAUAUUUCAAGAAGUCACUAGUCUUAUUCAGCACUAUAUGAAACUUCAUGAGAUGACCCCUGAGGAAAUUGGGAGCCUGAAGUCAGCCGUGGAUGUUGUUGGAAGAUUCCCCUGUGAUCAGUCUGAAUGUAAAUUGUCCUUUACAACAUAUGUUAGUUACAUUAUUCAUCUUGAGACAGAUCAUGGAAUAAAGAUAAAGCAAAACAAAACAGAGGAUGGUAUGUACAAGUGUGAUUGUGAAGGUUGUGAUCGUAUAUAUGCAACAAGGUCUAAUCUGCUUAGGCAUAUUUUUAAUAAACAUAAUGACAGACAUAAAGACCAUCUAAUAAGACCUAGACGGUUCCUGACACCAGGUCAAGAAAAUAUUUCAAUCAAGGCUAACCAGGUAAAAAAUAUGAAAACGAACCAUAAAGGACUAAAAUAUAGGACAGGGAAAACUGGAAACAAAAUAUCAAUUAGGACCAAGCGAAAGAGAGCUAUUACUACAGAAAAAAAAUCAAAACUGGGACAAAUUCAUGAAAAUAAGGCUUAUUCUUUGAAGCGUGGAAAGUAUGUAUUUUCAAUAAAGGCUAGAAUUGAUGCUUUAGCUGAAUGUACAAGCAGACUUGUUACACAAUAUCCGUGUAUGAUAAAAGGCUGUUCAUCAGUUGUCACAAGUGAGAAUAAUAUAAUCAGGCACUAUAAAUGUCACAAAUUGUCUAAAGCGUUUACAUCGCAACACAGGAAUCUCCUGAUUGUCUCAAACAAGCAUGCAGAUUCAUCAGAGAAAGAAGCAGCUUCAAAUGAGGCAAUUGAGGAUAAAACAUGUGAUGUAAAAGAAUUGCAACCAGAUUUGUCAGAGACCUGUGAGGUCUUGAGAGCCUCUACACCAGUGACACAGAAUGAACCUCAAAAAGAUGAGAAGGAUGAAGUGGAUGAACUUGCAGAACUGUUUAUUACCAAACUCAUUAAUGAGGACCUCACAAAUGCAGAGAACCAGGCAAAGUCUGCUUCUGAUGUUCCCAGUGAAGGUCAAGAAACCAGUGUUUGCACUUCAGAAAAGCAAAGCAUAAUUGGGAAUCUAAAAAGAGCAAGCAAAGAGAAAAAUCCCCCUCAGAGUAAAAAGAGAAAGGUUGAGAAGCAAGAAGAAAUCCUGGCUGUUGAACUGAGUAGUGUGCGCAGAGAGGAGGAAACUGCUGUUGCUGUUCAAACGGCUGAAGAGCAGCCUACAGUUUUUGAUUGGAGUUCAUUUAAGCCUAUGGGAUUUGAAGUAUCUUUUCUCAAGUUCCUUGAGGAGUCGGCCGUGAAGCAAAAGAAAAAUACAGAGAGGGGCUCUCAUAGCUGUGGAACCAGAAAAAGUUCUCAUUCACACUCAAGGAAAUCUAAUGAAAAGAACUCUUUUACAAGAACACGAUCAUGUUCUGAAACUGAAACCCAUGUACAGUUUGCUAAUGCAUCACAAUUUCAGUGUAGUGGUACUGUAAAAAUAGUUCUAGACAAGACUUUUAAAGAUUGCACUGAGCUUGUGUUGAAACAGCUUCAGGAAAUGAAACCUAUUGUCAGUCUGGUAAAAGUUGAUGGACAUAGGGAGGCAAAUCUAAAGGUUACAAAAUAAUUGGGUAAUAUGAGUGAACUCUUUGUGCUGAUUAGUGUCUGAACAUGACCUGUACUACUUUUUUUUUUAUUUUGAGUAGGAAGCCAUCAAGCAUGAUACUAUUUCUAAAGGUUUUCUGUUGGAGUGAUUAAACCUAGCAAAAUCAUGACAGUUGUCAUGUAAAUUUCUUUGUUUUUAUCCCUAUGGGACUUGAGGAACAGAAUCAUUGUUUCAGUUUUGUAAAUAAUUGAUCAAAACCUCAAUUUUUUAAUCAAUUUUUUUUCUUUCCAUGACUGAAAUAUUUGUGAAUUGUCUGUGGUAUCUUUCACUGGGUCACUGCUCAUAUAUAACAGUACUUUUAUUUGUAGAUACGUUUUUGUAUAUAUUUAUUAUUGUAAAUCAUUUGCUGCCAUCAGCAGUCUGUAAGUCUGAAAUAUUAAAUGACACAUUUAUAUUCAGAAUUUUAAUUUGUAACUAAGUGAUCCAGUUUUUAAAAAUGUUCUUUUAAUCUUAAACUUUUUUGAAGUAAAUACUAGGUAAGUCUACCAUAUCCAGUUUAUUUUGCAUAAUAUGUGUGUACAGGAGAGAAACUUGAUCAGAUCACACUUAAUUGGUUUAAAACAUACUACUCGGUUGUCUUUGUAACUUGAAACAUCCAGUAUCUUUGGAUGGUAUCCAUAUGUAGUUAACUCAGACUUUUUCUUGCAACUGCACUUGCAUUGCUUUUUAAUUGGAUCAAAACUCUUCCGCUUCCAUAAUAUAAUGGAAAUGUAAAUUUUAAAUAGUUUGCUGACACUGAAGAUUUAAACAACAUUUUGGUAUUGAAUAACCCAUCGUGAAUGUGAUAGAAAAUUAGUAGUGUGGAGCAGUGUAUAUAUUUUCAGGUGGUGAUUUGUGAAGUAGCCCAGUAUUGCCUUAAAUAAAAUCACAUUUCAUUUCUUGUUUUAUA
Messenger RNA from Hemicordylus capensis (graceful crag lizard), 9222 nucleotides. RefSeq names its product zinc finger protein 292 (gene ZNF292). Gene Ontology annotation, molecular function: DNA binding; DNA-binding transcription factor activity, RNA polymerase II-specific. Bases 135 to 8294 code for a protein of 2719 amino acids. The transcript is spliced from 8 exons. Gene Ontology annotation, cellular component: nucleus. The record is from RefSeq and is a predicted model, not a curated record. NCBI's taxonomy places the organism in Eukaryota, Metazoa, Chordata, Lepidosauria, Squamata, Cordylidae. Gene Ontology annotation, biological process: regulation of transcription by RNA polymerase II.